GUUCACCGAAAUGCUGGCGGUAGCGUUCGACACGCCCUUCGAGACAUUAUCAUUCUGGAUGAAGUCUUAGGCCUCAAGGAAAUAGCCAUUGUCCACCAUACCGACUGUGGCACCCUUCGAUUUAGAGAUGAAGACGUGCGACAGUCUCUCAAAGCAAAGACCGACUCUAAAUACUGGCUAGAAAUCGAUGAAAUUGUCGAAAAGAGCGUCCGAGAUGACCUCAAAUGGCUCGGAACGACACCCUUUGUGAGGAAGGAUUUGGUAGAAAGGACGCGCGGGUUCAUUUUUGAUGUUAAAACAGGGCUAGUUAGC
Molecule: messenger RNA, 312 nt
Organism: Trichoderma virens Gv29-8
Lineage: Eukaryota; Fungi; Ascomycota; Sordariomycetes; Hypocreales; Hypocreaceae
Exons: 2
Molecular function (GO): carbonate dehydratase activity; zinc ion binding
Source: RefSeq, a predicted model, not a curated record